Notolabrus celidotus (New Zealand spotty) is the source of this 2881-nucleotide messenger RNA. It is a transcript of the gene pla2g3, whose product is annotated as phospholipase A2 group III. Gene Ontology annotation, biological process: phospholipid metabolic process; arachidonate secretion. Gene Ontology annotation, molecular function: A2-type glycerophospholipase activity. The transcript has 7 exons. NCBI's taxonomy places the organism in Eukaryota, Metazoa, Chordata, Actinopteri, Labriformes, Labridae. The record is from RefSeq and is a predicted model, not a curated record. Bases 153 to 1721 code for a protein of 522 amino acids.
GCGCGCCUCCGCCUCUUUUCCUCAUUUAAAACCGAUCUGGAGUCUGAGAUCUGCCACUGAGUCCUCUGAGGGGAGCAGGAUCUGGUUUUGCACAGAAGCUUUUGGCUGAGUUGUGUUGUUUUGUUUAGUCCUCCUGUUCCGGACGCGCCACCAUGACGCACAUAGCUCCUCUCCUCUCUCUCCUUCUAACAUCCUCCCUCCUGCGAUGGGGGGCUGCAGAGGCGUCCAUCCUCUGCACCUGGACCAGAGUUCUCCCCAACGAGCAGGUGCACUACACCUUCCUCCGGAGGGACCCCCUGCAGGCCUCUCAGUCCAUGCGGCUCUAUAACAGCGCCUGGUCCGGCCGCGUCCUGCUGAGCUGCGCCUGGAGCGAGCACGCGGCGGUGGUCCAGAACUACUUCUCUCUGUGCCAGGAGCGCACGCACGAGUUCGUGAAUGAUGCAGAUCCAGAGAGCUUCAAUGUGGACGUCAUGUUUGAGGGGGAUGACACGUGCGUGUCCGUGGAUGCUCCAGACGCCGGGGGGCACGCGGAGAAGAGGUCAGUGAGGAGCGUGGGGGGUGCAGCGCAGCCUGAGAGGUCAGAGGUCAGGAGCCACCAGCGUGUGAAGCGUGGGUUCAUUGUACCGGGGACCCUGUGGUGUGGGUCUGGGAACAAGGCGCCUUCAUAUGCAGACCUGGGUGUGUUUGCAGACACAGACAGCUGCUGCCGUGAACACGACCAGUGCCAAGACACCAUCCUGUCCUUUCACUCACGGUUCGGCGUCUUCAACAGCAACAUCUUCACCAUGUCUCACUGUGACUGUGACAACAAGUUUCACCGAUGUCUGAUGGAGGCCAACGACAGCAUAUCUGACGUUGUUGGAUAUACCUUCUUCAACCUGCUGAAGAUGCACUGCUUCGAGUUCUCCCACAGACUCCAGUGUGCAGAGAGGAACUGGUUCGGCAUGUGUAAAGAAACCAAGAUGGCGCUGUAUGCCGAGGUUCAUCCGCCCACUCUGUACGAGUCUUCAAAUCCAAAUGCAGUCAACAUUAACGGCUCCAUCAUAAACGCCACCUUACCCAGAGAACUCCUGGAGAACAGCACGCUAAAACCAAAACUCCCCUCCAACACUGCUGCAGCGUCCACACCUCCACCUUUAAUCAGCUCCCCCUCCGCCUCCAUCACCAGCAUCAACAAUAACAUCACAGCAUCAGAGCCAGACCGCCUCCAGAACUCUAUACCCACCAACAAUGGGACUCUGCUGUCUCACCUGGAUGUUGACAUCAGAGAGAAGCAGAUGUUGUGUGCUGUGUAUAAAGAUCUGGACGAGUGCAGGGACAAGAUCCUGCCUCAGCAGAAGAGGUACGGACUCCACAACCUGGAGACGAAGACGCUGUACCACUGCAACUGUACAUCCAGGUUAUUCCAGACUUUGGUUAAACAGAGAAAGCUGACCGAAGUGCAGACUCUUCUUCUGGGACACGUCUCUAAAUCCUGCUUCCUGAUGCAGGACUGCACAGCUGAUCACAUCUGCACAGCAGUUCUGGUGAAGGCACAGCUUCCUCUGCUGGACAACAAAGGCAGCCUAGACAUGGAGGAGCAGCGCCAUCUACAGGCCGUCAGGCUGAAGGUCAGGAGGCCAAACAGCAGGAGAGCCAAGAGGAAAGACAGAGCAGUCAGGCUUCACAAACUGUGUCUCAAGAUGAACCGAGCCAAGCACAACAAGAUCAGCCGGCUGUGAGCAGGAGGAGCUCGUCCUGAUGUCAAUAAUAUGGAGGGUUUGAUAUGACAUAGAGAAGUAAGACAUUAUGCAACAAACAACGUAUGAAUUAAUAGCCUGAUUUUGACCAAAAGAAUCCAAAGCACCUUAGUUUCAUCAAAAUUAUUUGGGUGAUGUCUUUUUAUUUGGGUGUAUUGAUAGUAUAGAUGGCUGCAUAAUGUCUGAUUCAGUCAGUAUUGGACAUGUUGGUCCCCAUGUUGCAGUAUUUUGUGUACAUAUUGAACAUUAGGGAUGUUGUGGGACUGAAUUAUAGAUCAAACGCAUCACUUCUGUGAUGAGAACGUCUCAUCCAGUAUAACAAUCCCUUCUCACAGCAAGUACUUUGACUCAUAGAAGCAGCAGCACAAGUGGAAGUCAUUAAGUUAAUGAAACUACAUUUCAUUUAGGUGAGCCAGUUCAGGACUGCAGGCUGACGGAUAGCUUACCGGCACUCUGAAUACCACUGAGCCAUCAUUAAAGUAAUUCAUUGCACUUGUGCUUUCUCUUAGUUUGUCAGUCAAGAAUGAAAUGUCUGAAAACGUACCCGAUGGAAUCUGUGACAUUUAACAGACGUUCAUGUUUUGCUCUGGAUAAGCUACAAGUUAGAAGUCCCUUACCUUUCUAGUUAGUGUCAUUAUUGUGUCAUCAUUUAAUUUUCAAUGCAAUAUUUUGCAUUAAAAACCUGCUAAAAGUACUUUAACCUCAUUAACCUCAGCUGUACUGUACCCUGAGCUAGCUAGCAAGUUUUAGCUUGCUAACAUGCUAAACCAUAGACUGUAUAUUUAAUAUUUAUAUACAGUUUUUUUUAUUUUAUAUACAGUCUAUGUGCUAAACCAAUUAAAUAAACACUGCACCUGCUAAACUGUAGCUAAGCUAGCUUUAGUAUUCUGUACAUUUAAGGUUAGCUCAAAGCGCCUCAUCUGCUAGCUUGUUUAGCUAACCUGUAAGUCUGCCAUGAUGAAGGCCUGUUUGGUUUGCUUCUGUCACUUUCUGAUAGUUUAUGGACCUUUAAGCUCUAGUCUGUUUUAAUAGUGUGCACUUUUUGAAGUCCUGUCACUGUGGUGCGAGUUAGCUCUCAGUCAUAGACUAUAAAUAUGGACGUGGUAUCGGUGACGUCACCCUUCUGUUUCUGAAGCGCUGUU